GCUUUGAAAAUGCAUCCCCUCUGACUGGCGGCAGGGGAUGCUUGUGACUUGCACAGAAAUUGCCACCGAGCCAACACUCAUGAACAGAAUAUUGACUUUUUUUGCCCAAAUUGGUAGGUUAGUAGGAAGUUUGCCUGGAAGGAAGUUCUUUUUCUCUCAGUCACAGCAACCUUCCCGCCGAUGGAAGCUUGCUUGGAGAUGUGUACUAGUAGCAAAGAAGACUGAUUGGAUGGUGCCACAGAGAUGCAGUCUUUGUGGGAGGUUGGUAGGAGGUCUCACAUUUGAGCACUUGCUCUCCUGGAUGUUUCAAAGUGGGCAAUGAUCUCUAGUGUUGGAUGUUUGGACCUCAUUUUGACCUGUCUUGGCAGGAUUACACCGGCUGUCUUGACUUCAUCUGUCCUACAGGCUUGGUCUGUUCGCAGCACUGCAGCAAUGUUAGCAUUGGUCAAGUGAGCUAGAUGCAGUUUUCAUUUCCUGUCAUAGCACGUAUCUCGUUUAGCCGAAUGCACGACCACAGGCUUUGGUGUGAGAUGCGAGCGAGGGAAAAUUUGCAACGCUCCAAUCAAUAUCACCGCGGAGUCGGGAUCUUGCGGCAAGAAUGUCACUUUCCUGUCUUGCAGUCUAAUUGGGGGGUUGCAGCAAGAUGGUUCCAGCCCAGCUGGUCUGAUGCAGAUUUGACAUGAAGCUGUCAAUGCAACAGACACGAAGUGUAAAUCAGUUACAGGCCU
Molecule: messenger RNA, 728 nt
Organism: Coccomyxa subellipsoidea C-169
Lineage: Eukaryota; Viridiplantae; Chlorophyta; Trebouxiophyceae; Coccomyxaceae
Exons: 1
Coding region: 38-322 (94 amino acids)
Source: RefSeq, a predicted model, not a curated record